This is a messenger RNA of Orycteropus afer afer, 850 nucleotides long. RefSeq names its product methyltransferase 1, tRNA methylguanosine (gene METTL1). Lineage: Eukaryota; Metazoa; Chordata; Mammalia; Tubulidentata; Orycteropodidae. Gene Ontology annotation, cellular component: tRNA methyltransferase complex. The record is from RefSeq and is a predicted model, not a curated record. Gene Ontology annotation, molecular function: tRNA (guanine(46)-N7)-methyltransferase activity. Gene Ontology annotation, biological process: RNA (guanine-N7)-methylation; tRNA methylation.
UCUCGGGUUGCCGAUCAUGGCGGGAGCCGAGACUGGAGAUGCGGCCGCAGCAGAGGCCCCGCAGCCUCAGAAGCGCUACUACCGGCAACGUGCUCACUCAAACCCCAUGGCGGACCAUACUCUGCGCUACCCUGUGAAGCCAGAGGAGAUGGACUGGUCUGAGCUAUACCCAGAGUUCUUCGCUCCACUGGCCCAAAAUCAGAGCCAUGAUGACCCACAAGAUAAGAAAGAGAAGAGACCUCACGCCCAAGUGGAGUUUGCAGACAUAGGCUGUGGCUAUGGUGGCCUGUUAGUGGAACUAUCACCACUGUUCCCAGACACACUGAUUCUGGGCCUGGAGAUUCGAGUGAAGGUUUCAGACUAUGUACAAGACCGGAUUCGGGCCCUCCGUGCAGCUCCUGGAGGUGGUUUCCAGAACAUCGCCUGUCUCCGUAGUAAUGCCAUGAAGCAUCUUCCUAACUUCUUCCAAAAGGGCCAGCUGACAAAGAUGUUCUUCCUCUUCCCGGACCCACAUUUCAAGCGAACAAAGCACAAGUGGCGAAUCAUCAGUCCCACACUACUGGCAGAAUAUGCCUAUGUGCUGAGAAUUGGGGGGCUCGUAUAUACCAUAACUGAUGUGCUGGAGCUACACAACUGGAUGUGCACCCAUUUUGAAGGGCACCCUCUGUUUGAGCGUGUGCCUUUGGAGGAGCUGAGUGAAGACCCUAUUGUGGAACAUCUGGGCACCUCAACUGAAGAGGGAAAGAAGGUUCUACGCAAUGGAGGGAAGAAUUUCCCAGCCAUCUUCCGAAGAAUAGAGGAUCCCAUCCUCCAGGCAGUGACCCCCAAUCCUACUCUGCCUGGUCACUGA